AUGCUGAAAGCCGUGGUGCUGAUCGGGGGUCCCCAGAAAGGGACCCGCUUCCGACCCUUGUCCUUUGAAGUCCCCAAGCCCCUGUUUCCCGUCGCAGGGGUGCCUAUGAUACAGCAUCAUAUUGAGGCAUGCACUAAGGUUCCUAAUAUGAAGGAGAUUCUCCUGAUUGGGUUCUAUCAGCCCAAUGAAGCUCUCAGCCGCUUCCUGGUGUCUGCCCAGCAAGAGUUCAAAAUCCCCAUCCGGUAUCUACAAGAAUAUGCAGCUCUUGGCACAGGUGGUGGCAUCUACCACUUCCGGGACCAGAUCCUCUCGGGUAACCCUGGGGCCUUCUUUGUGCUAAAUACCGAUGUCUGUUCCGAAUUCCCUCUAGAAGAGAUGCUAACCUUCCACCGGGAGCGUGGCAAUCCUGAUGCCUUCCUCAUGCUAGGCACCACGGCCAACAGAAAGCAGUCUCUGAACUAUGGCUGUAUCGUGGCUAAUGCUGACUCUCAUGAGGUCCUGCACUAUGUGGAGAAGCCCAGCACUUUUGUUAGUGAGCUCAUCAACUGUGGCAUCUACUUGUUCACACCUGCAAUCUUCCAGCAUAUUGGGGCGGUCUUUCAGCGGAACCAGCAGGAACUGCUUCUAGAGGAGAAUGCCAAUGGCUGGCAGCGAGCUGAGGCCAUCAGAUUGGAGCAGGAUGUAUUCACAGCACUCGCUGGGCAGGGACUCCUCUUUGCUUACAAAACCGAAGGAUUCUGGAGCCAGAUCAAGUCUGCCGGGUCUGCCAUCUAUGCCAACCGCUUGUACCUGAGCUGCUACAACCAGUGCCAUCCAGAGAGACUGGCCCAGAACCAUCCUGGUGGGCCCACUAUCCGAGGGAAUGUCUAUAUCCAUCCAACAGCCUCAGUGGAUGCAACUGCUGUGCUAGGUCCCAACGUCUCCAUUGGAAAAGGGGUAACAAUUGGGGCCGGAGUGCGUGUGCGUGAAUCCAUAAUUUUGCAUGGGGCUUCUCUCCAGGACCACACCUGUGUGCUUAACAGCAUUGUGGGCUGGGAUAGCACCAUUGGACGAUGGGCUCGUGUGGAGGGCACCCCCAGUGACCCCAACCCUAACGAUCCCUAUGCAAAGAUAGACAGUGAGACGCUUUUUCGAGAUGGCCGCCUCACACCGUCCAUCACCAUUCUGGGUUGUAAUGUGACCAUCCCUGCAGAAGUAGUCAUCCUGAAUUCUAUUGUCCUUCCCCACAAGGAGCUCAGUCGGAGCUUCAAGAAUCAAAUAAUUCUCUGAAGGGCCCAGAUGUAGCCCCAGGCAGCCGCCAGAAGGAAGGGCAGAGCACCUCUUAAUGAGGUAGCAUGUGACGACAUCAUCAGAUCCACUCUC
This is a messenger RNA of Euleptes europaea (tarantolino), 1362 nucleotides long. RefSeq names its product GDP-mannose pyrophosphorylase A (gene GMPPA). The transcript is spliced from 12 exons. The record is from RefSeq and is a predicted model, not a curated record. Lineage: Eukaryota; Metazoa; Chordata; Lepidosauria; Squamata; Sphaerodactylidae. Gene Ontology annotation, biological process: biosynthetic process. Gene Ontology annotation, molecular function: transferase activity. The coding region runs from base 1 to 1269 and encodes 422 amino acids. Gene Ontology annotation, cellular component: cytoplasm.